Messenger RNA from Lasiosphaeria miniovina, 1023 nucleotides. RefSeq lists its product as uncharacterized. The transcript has 2 exons. Lineage: Eukaryota; Fungi; Ascomycota; Sordariomycetes; Sordariales; Lasiosphaeriaceae. The coding region runs from base 1 to 1023 and encodes 340 amino acids. The record is from RefSeq and is a predicted model, not a curated record.
AUGGCGUCGGUCGGCACCCUCUCCCUCUUCUACCCCGUCUUCUUGCCUGCCAGCGUGGCCGCUCUCGUCUAUGCUGGUCACCGCGCCUCGUACGUCAACUGGCGCAUUUGGCUGUACAACUUCCUGACAGGCCCGGGCCGGACGAGCCGCAUCCUGCUGCUUUUCUUUCUGGUCUUGAACUGGAAGAGCCUCCCGCUCGCCUGGACCGUUCGCGUGUUCCAUGCCUUUCUAUACCAUGUGCUACGCCGGCCCAAGGUGCUACCGCCGCGGGCUCUCUUCCACUUCUCCAUCUCGUCGAGCCGCACGUCGCUGCUCGAGACCGACUACAACAUGCACAAGAGCAACUCGACCUACUUUGCGGACCUGGACGUGAGCAGGUCGCACUUGGUGACGCACCUGCUCGGGCCGGCCAUGCCGGCGGUCGGCGACAAUGCGCGCAAUAAGCUGGUGCUCGACAAGGACGGCAACCUGGUAAAGGGCGGGUUCGGCAUCGGGCUGGGCGCCGUCUUCUGCAGCUUCAGGCGCGAGAUUGCGCCCUUUGAGCGGUACGAGAUGUGGUCGCGCAUCCUGUCGUGGGACCGCAAGUGGCUGUACAUUGUUACGCACUUUGUGGCCAAGGGCAAGGUGCGGCCUACGGGCUGGGACGACCGCCGCAUGGGGCCGACGCGCAUGCGCGCAGUCGACGGCGGCGACUGGACUAAGCACGUCUUUGCCACCGCCAUCACAAAGUACGUCUUCAAGCUCGGCCGCUUCACCGUGCACCCGGCCAUUGUCAUCGAGGCCAACGGGCUCCUGCCCGCGCGGCCGGGCGGCUGGCGCAGCGGCGACGACGGCACGGGCACCCCCGAGGAGCUGGGCGAGCUGGGCGGCUCGGCCGAGGACAGCGAGUGGGACUGGCGGCACGUCGAGCAGGAGCGGCGCAAGGGGCUCGAGUAUGCUAACCACUUUACGGCGCUCGACGGGACCAAUGCCUUGUUUGACGGCGGCGAAGACGGAGCGAUUGGUAGUUUCCCCCUGGGCUGA